This is a messenger RNA of Andrographis paniculata, 885 nucleotides long. RefSeq lists its product as uncharacterized. The transcript has 4 exons. NCBI's taxonomy places the organism in Eukaryota, Viridiplantae, Streptophyta, Magnoliopsida, Lamiales, Acanthaceae. The record is from RefSeq and is a predicted model, not a curated record. The coding region runs from base 1 to 885 and encodes 294 amino acids.
AUGACCCGCAAGCAAGGUGGAAACUUUCAGGUUUGGACAAAGUCGAAUGAAUCGUGUCCGGAAGGUACCAUUCCCAUUCGAAGAACAACCGAACAAGAUCUACUCCGAGCAAGUUCUAUCGAAAGAUUUGGGCGAAAACUAAGUCCGAUUUCAAAGACAGAUGAAGGAGGCCAUGAGCAUGCGAUCGCAAGGACAAAAGGGACUUUUCGCGGAGGAAAGGCAUUUUUUAAUGUUUGGAAACCUAAGGUGGAGAAUUCAGAUGAAUUUAGCUUAACACAAAUGUGGGUAGUGGUAGGUACUUAUGAGAAUCAUGAUCUCAACUCAGUUGAAGCUGGUUGGCAGAGGGAUGCUUAUGAGAAAACAGGAUGUUACAAUUUGUUGUGUGAAGGUUUUGUUCAAUUCAGCAGCAAAAUAUUGGUUGGGGGAUCCAUCACACCUGUUUCCACAUACAAUGGACAACAAUUUGGUAUUGACUUGCACAUUUGGAAGGAUGCAGAUGCAUGGUGGCUAGAGGUUGAAGGAGAGACCGUGGGCUACUGGCCAUCAUCAAUAUUCACACUUUUGUGGAGUAGUAAGGAUACGAUCGUUGAUUUUGGAGGCGAAGUAUUUAUAGGCCGGAUGCCAUCAUCGGGGCACACGACGACCGAAAUGGGGAGUGGCCAUUUCCCUUCGGAAGGGUUCAAGAAAGCAGCUUUCAUUAGAAAUAUGCAAGUUGUCGAUGAGAAUGGCGCACUAAUUCCCGCUCCGAUUAGCAAAGUUAUUAUAGACUCGAAUACUUGCUAUAACAUGGAAGUGCAUCUACCGACUAAAGAUCCGAUUUGGGGAACUUUUAUCUAUCAUGGAGGACCGGGAAAAAGUUCUAUUUGCCCCUUGGAGCGAUUUUGA